Molecule: messenger RNA, 330 nt
Organism: Striga asiatica
Lineage: Eukaryota; Viridiplantae; Streptophyta; Magnoliopsida; Lamiales; Orobanchaceae
Source: the annotation of a GenBank genome assembly
AUGACACGCCGACGACGUCUCCGUCUUUCCCAUAGCCACUUAUGCCCGUCCCGACGCCGGAAAACUGAUAACAACCACAAAAGAUCUGAUAGCAAUGCCUUCCACCGUCGUCCCAUCGGAGAGUCGCCGUCGUCGUCCCGUCGGAGAGCCACCGCCGUCGUCCCAUCGAAGAGCCGUUGCGCACAGCCCUUAGCCACCACCAGUCGCCUUCGACCGGCACUUCACACUAGCGCAACACUCAGCCACGCCAACAGCCACCGCUCCAUCUCGCCGCCAACAGCCGCCGCUCGCCUUGCCGUCGCGAAAGUUACGCUGCCCGUCACUGUUUGA